AUGGGUCAUUCUAAUUCAAAACCAGGUUCGUUACUCGACACGGUGUAUGGGAGUUACGUCAGCAAGGACAUUCUCAAGGCGGUUAACGAAAACGGCGUGGGUGAGGAGCAGGAGUAUUUGAAGCAUCGGACAGAGGCCCUGUUGUUACAAUGGGAGAAAGAACAGGAAGUGUUUGUGGAGACGCUGCCGUACAGAAAGGCGCUCAAACAGCUGGAAGAGGUGGGAGUAGUGUUCGUGGUGGGAGAACCCGGGGACGGGAAAUCAGUCAUAGGCCAGAAGCUUUUGCAGCAUUACCAGGGCCAAGGUUAUGAGCCAUACUGCGUCACUUCGGUGGACGAGUUUUUCCAAUGCUGGACUUUACAGCCGAGCAAACCACUGGUCAUUCUUGUGGACGACGUGUUCGGCAAAUUGAACUUCACACCUUCGGAUGCGGCGCAUUGGUGCCAGAUCCGCCAAAUCUGCACCGUCACUGCUGGCAAGAGCAAAUUGAUAUUUACCAGCCGACGACAUUUGUACGCCGAGUUCUGCGAGAAGUUCGUGACUCAGCGGGAAUCAGUCAGUGCUCUUGUGCUCAACCUGUCCGACACGAGCAGCCGUCUCACCACGGAAGACAAGUACGAGAUGCUCCAGGGAUUCUGUGAUGCCAAUAAUGUGAACAUUAUUGUUAGGGAAUUGAAGUCCAUCGCGUCAAACCCGGCGAACACCACCUCAUAUCCAUUUGCAUGCAAGUUUUUCACGUCCGUUGGUGAUUUCAGGAAACGAGGCGGGGAGUUCUUUACAAAACCCGUAGAAAUUUUACAAGAAUAUAUCGAAACCCUUCGCCAAACCAAUAAGACUUCCUAUUUUUGCUUGGUCGUGUUGAUGUUGUCCGGCGGUCAGCUACAAGUGUCGUCUCUGGACGCCUCUCAGACAGAAGAGCAGCAAGCCCGCAUCACGGCCAUCGCCGCCGCCUGCGGCUUACAACAAGGCAGUUGUCCAGGAGAGCUCAAGAAAUGUCUGCUCGGUAUGAAAGGCGUGCUUUUGUACCAAGACGACACCACGCAUAUUGUGGAAUUUUCUCAUGAAAUCGUGGAAGAAGCCGUGGUUGUGAAUUUUGGGAGUCAUAACCCACAGGAACUAUUGACACUCUGCUCAGCGGCGUUUAUUCAGCAGCAUGUAAACGCUGCAGUGAGUAAAACCGGAUUUGUUAUUCAGAUACAACCAGCCAUGUAUAAGAUUCUUGCCAAACGCUUUCUCUUAGACAUUUUAGAAGACAAUGCUGAGUGGGUGUUUAAGAAUCCAGUUGUUUGUGAUGUCAGCUUUCAGAAAAUCUGGUGCAAAGUAUUCAGCGAAAACCUUCCGCUGAUGCACAAAAUACUUGAGAAAGAGAAACACUGUUGGUCACAAGUCAAAGAUGGUAAAUUGAAAGUGGACUGGAACGGUCCUCAGGUUUUGAUGAAAGACAAAAUGACCGGGAAAUCUGUUACGUCUGUAUUUUGUUGGGCUGUUUACUCUGGUGCUCAAGUUAUUCUUGAUUUCUUAAUGGACAGAGUGGAGCAGUUUCUUCCCGUUGAGACUCUCAAAGGCACUUCUCUUCACGGUUCUAUCAUACCUGCUACAAAAGGAAGGCAGACUCUCAAAGAGGCCACACCCAAGAAGGUUCUCAAGUCGCUUGUUUUACAAGCAGAAAUCCAGAACUGUACGCGACCGUCUUUCAUUCAUAUUGCAGCCGGAAGUGGAGAUCUGGACAUGUUGUCCAUUCUACUGCAGCAUCAGGUGGCAAUUACGACCAAAGAUUCGUUUGGGUUGACCCCGACACUGUGCGCAGCCAUGCAUGGUCACACGGAGGCGGUGAAGCUGCUCCUGAAGAGUAGUGAUGCGGCUCUAGUGGCUAGAGAUUCAUUUGGUCGUGGAUUAUUGUACCUGGCUUCACUUCAUGGUAUGCUAGAGAUUGCAGAGAUCAUCAUAUUCAAAGGGGCGGUAACGUCAAAGGAGUCACGUGAUAGCUACGGGAUUACACCCCUCCACUUAUCGGCGUCCAGGGGGGACAACGAGUUGACAGUGCUUUUGAUUAAACAAGGGUUUGACAUUAAAGCCAAAGACUUCCAAGGCUGUACUCCACUGCACCAUUCUAGCGGCGGAGGCUUUGAGAAAACCGUCAAAAUUAUCCUGGAAGCUGAUGCGGAUGUUGAUGCCUUGGACAAAAGUGAUCGGUCGGCUCUUCACCAUGCGUCUCGCGCUGGUGCGGAGAACGUUGUGUCUCUGCUAAUAGAAAGGGGCGGAUCUGUAUCGACGCGAGAUAAGGACGGCAACACAGCCUUACAUCUCGCUGCCCAGUUUGGACACUGUGCCUGUGUGACAGUGCUCACGGAAAAAAGAGCCGAUACUGACGGAAAAAACGCCAGUGGGUGGUCGCCAUUACAUCUGGCGGCACAGGAAGGACGGAACGAUUGUAUUCGGAUGCUUGUGAAGGCGGGAGUGGGUGUGGGUCAGGUAGGGGGAGAAGGUGAGACUGCCCUGCACUGUGCGGCUUCCUAUGGUCACGUUAACACGGUGUUGCUUCUGUUGGAACUCGGUGCUUCUCUGUCCGCUAGAGAUGACAGGGGCUGGACGCCACUUCAUUCGGCAACGUGGAUAGAACAAGAACAAAUCGUCGCCCUCCUUCUGGACAAAGGUGCAAACCCCGCGGACAAAACCAUCACCGGUCGUACUGCACUCGAUUUUGCCGAAUUGUGGCACUCGAAAGACAUGGUUCAGUUAAUGAUGGACAAGCUUGCUGACGAAUGGUGCUGA
Messenger RNA from Liolophura sinensis, 2772 nucleotides. RefSeq lists its product as uncharacterized. The transcript is spliced from 3 exons. Gene Ontology annotation, molecular function: protein binding. Bases 1 to 2772 code for a protein of 923 amino acids. The record is from RefSeq and is a predicted model, not a curated record. Lineage: Eukaryota; Metazoa; Mollusca; Polyplacophora; Chitonida; Chitonidae.